AGAGCAGGGGGAUGAGGCCUGGGCCGGGGGUUCCCGGCGUCCUAAAUCCCUUCCACUGCUGGAGGGAGUUUACUGAGAUCAUCUCGGAGUUAGAGAGAGGGAGAUCCCAGGACUGGGCUCAUCUCCUUCCUUCCCCCACCCCUUUACGCUCCAGGAGAUCCGGAACUCGGACCCCUUUGGAGGGUGUGUGUGUGUACUCGGAGGAUGCAGCCAUGCGGCCUCCCUUGGCAGCUGAGGAAGAGGAGGACGUGGGCUCUGAGGAGGAGGAGUUAUGGGAGAAGAUCGAGGGUGUCCGGCACAAGCUGACUCGUGCCCUGAACCCUGCCAAGCUCACCCCGUAUCUGCGCCAGUGUCGAGUGAUCGAUGAGCAAGAUGAAGAGGAGGUGCUGAGCACCUAUGGUUUUCCCUGCAGGGUCAACCGGACUGGGCGACUGAUGGAUAUCUUGAGAUGUCGAGGCAGGAGGGGCUAUGAGGCUUUCCUGGAGUCCUUGGAAUUCUAUUACCCAGAGCACUUCACCCUGCUGACUGGGAGGGAACCUGCUCAGCGCUGCUCCAUGAUUCUGGAUGAGGAGGGUCCUGAAGGCCUGACCCAGUUCCUGAUGACAGAAGUGAGGAGGCUGCGGGAGCAACGCAAGGCUCAGCUACAGAGGGAGCAGCAGCUGCAGGCCCAGACCCGGGCCCUGGAGGAGGAGCGGGCCACAUUGGAACGCAAGCUAGGGGAGCAGCUGCAGGCCCAAGAACGGUGUCAGCGACUCCGGGAGGAUUGGGAAUCUGGCAGCCUGGAGCUUCUGAGGCUCAAGGAGGAGAACUACAUGAUAGCCAUGCGCCUGGCACAGUUGAGUGAAGAAAAGAACACAGCUGUCCUGCGCAGCCGAGACCUGCAGCUAAUGGUAGACCAGCUUCGAUGCAAGGUGAGCCGGCUGGAGGAAGAGUGUUCCAUGCUCCGGGGACAAGCCAGGAGCCCAGCCCCUUCAGUUCAGGAGGCAGAGGAGAAGGAGCCUGAGGUGCCCGACCUUAUUUCCGAGCUGCAGGCGGAGAAUCAGAGACUGGCCACUUCCCUUCGAGAGCUUCAGGAAGGCCUAAAGCAGGAGCCUGGCUCAGAACAGAUCAUCUUGGACAUCUUAGAACAUGACUGGAAGGAAGCUCAGGAUGACCGACAGGAGCUCUGUCAGAAGCUUCAUGAUGUUCAGGGUGAGCUCCAGUGGGCUGAGCAGCUUCGGGACAAGUAUCUACAGGAGAUGGAAGACCUGCAGCUCAAACAUCGGACCCUGCAAAAAGACUGUGGCCUCUAUAAACACCGCAUGGCCACUGUCUUGGUGCAGCUAGAGGAGAUUGAGAAGGAGAGGGACCAGGCCAUCCAGAGCCGGGACCACGUUCAACUCCAGUAUUCCAAGAGUCUGGUUGAGAAGGACCAAUAUCGGAAGCAGGUGCGAGGCCUGGAGGCGGAAAGGGAUGAGCUGCUGACCACGGUCACCCGGCUGGAGGGGGCCAAAGGCUUACUGGAAGCCCAGCUCCAGCGGGCCCAGGGCUGUGUUGGCAUGAAGGCCUGCAACUCUUCCCACUCUCUGUGUUCCAACGUCAGCAGCACGUGGAGCCUGAGCGAGUGCCCCUCUCUGCUGGGGGGUCCGGACAUGACUGGAGAGACCACCACUUCAGGAGGAUCUGAGCCCCGUGCAUUGGAGGAGUCCGUGGAUAGUGAGAAGGAAAUCAACCGUCUUUCGAUCCUCCCCUUCCCCCCUAGCGCUGGCUCCAUCCACCGGCGGCAGCGAGAGGAGGACCCGGCCCCCCCCAAGAGGUCCUUCAGCAGCACAUCCGACAUACCAGGGAGCGUCACCCUCAAGACGUGGUCUCCUGGGCUUUCCUCCUCCUCUUCCUCAGACGUCCUGUGGUCCACAGGGAAGACAGAUACCAUGGUUCCCCGGGGUUGUGCCUCUGAGCUGCUGUCGAGGAAGCUGGCCCAAGAUUUAGAUUCAGAGUGGUUCUCUAAAUGUCUUCUUCUUGGGCCAGUCUGCCCAUCCCCCAGGGAAUACUCUGACUCCACGUGCAAGAAGGGAUCUUCAGGAGCCGGUUCCUUCUACGUCCGAGCCAACUAUCCGUUGCCUGAGCAGGCUGACCCCCGGGCUCUGUGUGUGAAAGGACAGGAGAUCCUGCGUGUGGUAGAUCCCGCCUACAAGGGUCGGCCCGAGUGGUACUGUGCCCGAGUGGACCCACUCACCCUUCGAGACCUGGACAGAGGCACAGUGCCCAACUUCCGGAGAGCCCAGCAGCUCCUGGAGGCCCAGGACAAGUACCCACACUAUGGCCGCUCCAGGAAUCACCGAAGUAAUCUAAAGAAGCGUGCCCUAGACCAGCUACGCUUGGUGAAGCCCAGACUCUCGGGGGGGCCAGGCGAUCCCCAGGAGCAACUGCUGCUAGACCCCUGCCCAGAUCCUGACCGGAACGCCAAGCCCUAUAGCUUGGUCCGGCCCCUGCUCGUGUCCUCACUCCGGCCUGUGGUGCUGUCCCCCGAGUGCCUGGCCUCCCGCUUAAUCCGAAACCUGCUGGACCUGCCUUCUUCCCGCCUGGACUUCCAUGUGUGCCCAGCAGAGAGCCUCACUGGAGAGGAGCAGCUGGUCCCCGCGGCCCCGGGCGCCCCCUCGGCUCGGCCUGUCCCUCAGGGCCUGGGCGUGAGGAUCCGGACCAUCCAGGAGUCUAUCGGCAAGAACAAACACUGCUUGCUAGAGCUGAGCCCCCAGAGCGUGAGGGAGUUGGUGAGGAGUGAGAUCUACCCUAUUGUCAUCCAUGUGGACGUGACCGAAAAGAAUGUUCGGGAAAUCAGGAGUUUGCUGGGCCGGCCAGGUUGGCGAGACUCGGAGCUCCUGAGGCAGUGCCGAGGCCUAGAGCAUUUGCUGUGGGACCUGCCAUGCUCCUGGGCACGGGUGGACACACACGCCUGGGCCCACGCCGAAGAACUAGCCAAGGUGGUCCGGGGCCGUAUUCUCCAGGAGCAGGCCCGGACAGUGUGGGUGGAAUGUGGUGAGAUCUGAUGGCUGCCGCCAUUGGGGCUGGGGGCCCAGCUGGUCUGGGGCUUCCUGCUUUGGGGCAGGCAAGCCUUCCCUGCCCCCCAGGCCCACCUCUGCUCCCCUUGGCACGCUCCUUCUCCAAGCACUUUGAAAAUGGUGCCAGCCUCCCUCUCUGUGGGAGGUGGUCCCUGGCUGCCCGUUUGGGAAGACUGACUGCUCUCUGGCCGCUGGGACGUGGGUGGAUCUCCGCAGGUGACUCUCCUGUUCUGCUCCGCCUGGCAACAUGGUUGGGAGUUCCGAGACAAGAGUCCAAGUGACUUGCUCAGGGUCAACCAGCUAGCAAGUGUCUGAGUCUGGAUUCUCUGCCUGGGUCUUCCAAGCCCAGAAUUAUCUCCAUUAUUAAGCAGGGACUAUUUUUUGCCCUUCUAUGCACAGGGGUCCUUCCUUCCUUCCUUCCUUCCUUCCUUCCUUCCUUCCUUCCUUCCUUCCUUCCUUCCUUCCUUCCUUCCUUCCUUCCUUCCUUCCUUCCUUCCUUCCUUCCUUCCUUCCUUCCUUCCUUCCUUCCUUCCUUCCUUCCUUCCUUCCUUCCUUCCUUCCUCUCUCUCUCUCUCUCUCUCUCUCUCUCUCUCUCUCUCUCUCUCUCUCUCUCUCCCUCCCUCUCUCUCUCUCUCUCCUUUUCUCUUCUCUUCAGCUCUUACCUUCUGUCUUGGAAUCGAUGCUAAGUGCUGGUUCCAGGGCAGAGGAGGGGGGAGGGACUGGGCCAUAGGGGUUAAGACAGGCUCUCCUGCUUGCCUCCAGCCCUAGCUCUCUACCCUCAGAAUUGAGGGUAUCUCCCCACACACAGGCGAGAUCUCUGGAGAGAUUUCAGGGGGUCUGUGAAUGUGGAUGGGGAAAAUGCCAGCUUUCCUUUAAUCUUCCAACCUCAACUUUGGAUUUCCUUCAACCAUGAAUGUAUCCCACAAAGCACGAUCCUGAGGAGGGUCCCCCAGACUUUUGCUUGUGCAGUCCGGGUCCCAAAGUGAAGAAGCCCUGACACCAGGGGCUGCAGGUCCGGCUGCCAUUCCUUCUGUGUGCCCCCUCAUUCUAUCUCUUGGGAUGGAGGGAUGCUCUCAUACACAUGCCUUCUGUGCGUACAUGGUCUCCCUCAUCCACAUAGUUUUCACAUGUGUGCCCACGAGUACGCACAGUGGCACAGGACAGAGCAGCCACACGAUCAUGACCUUGACAUGUUUGCAAACACGCAUGACUGCACAUGACUAUAUUACAUGUGAUUCUGUGCCCAUCUUCUCAUUCAGGUGCAAAUACAUCAUAGCAAGGGGGCUGGAAGGGACUUCAGAGCCAUUGAUCCCAGCCUCCCUCCCCCAUUUUUCAGAUAAGGAAAAAAUCCCCGGGAGAGGGAGGGACUUUCUGAAGGGCAGGAUUUGAGCCCAGGUUCUCUGGGUCCAAUUCCAGAUUUCCUUCUACUGUACCACAUUGUUAUUAUGUCAUCUGUGCCUACCAUGUAAUACGUUGGUGACCUGUGCAUGUGUGCCCCAUGUGAACCUGUGUGCUCUUGUAUGCACUUGCUCUCAUUGGUGCUCAGACACAGUCAUCUGUGCUUGUGUUACAUGUUACAUACAUGCAUGUCUUUACCAUCUAGCAUGUGUGUAAACAGCCAGGUACGCUCUCCCCAGCCCUUGCUGUUUACCGAUGCUCAUGUAUAUCUCCGUGUUCCCAUAUGGGAUCACAUUUUCACGCUCUUACAUGCAGUGUCACCCCAGCUUUUGCACACGUGUGUGUCUGCACAUACCUCGGUCUCCCCUUCGUGAGUCUGAAUGGAAGCUGCAGAAACUUCUGUGGCUGGGCUAGAACUGGAGAGUGUAAUGUGUAUAAAUUAUUAAGAGCUUCUUUUUAUUAGGAAUCUGGUGUACAAAGAAGAAAAUUAAAUGCCAUUUGUAACAGAA
This is a messenger RNA of Monodelphis domestica (gray short-tailed opossum), 4945 nucleotides long. RefSeq names its product caspase recruitment domain family member 10 (gene CARD10). The record is from RefSeq and is a predicted model, not a curated record. Gene Ontology annotation, molecular function: CARD domain binding. Lineage: Eukaryota; Metazoa; Chordata; Mammalia; Didelphimorphia; Didelphidae. Gene Ontology annotation, biological process: regulation of apoptotic process. Gene Ontology annotation, cellular component: cytoplasm.